Macaca mulatta (Rhesus monkey) is the source of this 6450-nucleotide messenger RNA. RefSeq names its product transmembrane protein 185B (gene TMEM185B). Lineage: Eukaryota; Metazoa; Chordata; Mammalia; Primates; Cercopithecidae. The record is from RefSeq and is marked inferred.
GUGAGCUCACUCCCGCCUCCAUGUUCCUGGAGUCGCCUGAACGCGUCCGCCCGAAGUCGCGGGCCGCCUGGGGAGUCAGCAGCGCGCCAGGCCCCUGCGGGCGCCACACGCAUUAGGUGCCUUCUUGAUGGGUACGGAAUGAAGGCGGGCGGUGGCUGGGCCGAGGCAGCUCCCAGUCGGUAGCCGCCGCGCCGCCCGUGCCCGCGCACGCCACACCCCAGCGCGCUUCCGGCCAGGCCACGUGAUCGCGCGCGCACGUGUUCCGGCCUCUCUGCGUCGCAGUUCGGAGCCUCCUCCUGGUCGCCCCGACAUUGGUCCACCGGGAGCCGGCUUGGGCCGGGCCCGGGAGGCGGCGGCUAGGGGAGCCGCGGAGACGCGGGCGCUGAGCGUCGCGGGGGAGUAGGCCCGGGCCGGCAAGCGGCGGCCUCCGCCAUGAACCCCAGGGGCCUGUUCCAGGACUUCAACCCCAGUAAGUUCCUCAUCUAUACCUGCCUGCUGCUCUUCUCGGUACUGCUGCCCCUCCGCCUGGACGGCAUCAUCCAGUGGAGCUACUGGGCCGUCUUUGCCCCCAUAUGGUUGUGGAAGCUUCUAGUCGUCGCAGGCGCCUCGGUGGGCGCGGGCGUUUGGGCCCGCAACCCUCGCUACCGUGCCGAGGGAGAGGCCUGCGUGGAGUUCAAAGCCAUGCUGAUCGCUGUGGGCAUCCACCUGCUGCUGCUCAUGUUCGAAGUCCUGGUCUGUGACAGGGUGGAGAGGGGCACCCACUUCUGGCUGCUGGUCUUCAUGCCUCUCUUCUUCGUGUCCCCCGUGUCUGUGGCUGCCUGCGUCUGGGGCUUUCGACACGAUAGAUCGCUGGAGCUGGAGAUCCUGUGCUCGGUCAACAUCCUGCAGUUCAUCUUCAUCGCUCUAAAGCUGGACAGGAUUAUUCACUGGCCGUGGCUGGUGGUGUUUGUGCCCCUGUGGAUCCUCAUGUCGUUCCUUUGCCUGGUCGUCCUCUAUUACAUCGUCUGGUCCCUCCUGUUCCUGCGGUCCCUGGAUGUGGUUGCCGAGCAACGAAGAACACAUGUGACCAUGGCCAUCAGCUGGAUAACGAUUGUCGUGCCCCUGCUCACUUUUGAGGUCCUGCUGGUUCACAGAUUGGAUGGGCACAAUACAUUCUCCUACAUCUCCAUAUUUGUUCCCCUUUGGCUUUCCUUACUAACUUUAAUGGCCACAACAUUUAGGCGAAAGGGGGGCAAUCAUUGGUGGUUUGGCAUUCGCAGAGACUUCUGUCAGUUUCUGCUUGAAAUUUUCCCAUUUUUAAGAGAAUAUGGGAACAUUUCAUAUGAUCUCCAUCACGAAGAUAGUGAAGAUGCUGAAGAAACAUCAGUUCCAGAAGCUCCGAAAAUUGCUCCAAUAUUUGGAAAGAAGGCCAGAGUAGUUAUAACCCAGAGCCCUGGGAAGUACGUUCCCCCGCCUCCCAAGUUAAAUAUUGAUAUGCCAGAUUAAACUCCUAGAGAGGACCCAGCCACACACGGACUCCACCUUGCCUUUACCUCUUGUUCAUUCAUCCCAAACCUGGAAAUGGAAACAGGCUUCAAACACUGUCGUCUCACGCCCUGUUUGAGAUCACCGCCUCAUCAGUAUGCAUCAUAGAUGGAGGUGGUUUUAGUAUGUGGGUGUGUGUGGUGUGUACCUGGGUAAGAGACUUGCUUUCCAGGUUCGCACUUUCAGGUGUAGCCGGGGGUAGUAAGUUGGAUUGUUUUAGUAGGUCCUCAAAAGGAAUAACUACACAGCUGUUUGUUUAAAGUGCUACUGUACCUAUCUAAAGUAUUGUUUAAAAAGUAUUUUUAUACACUGCUAAUCUAAAAUUGUAUUUCAGAAUGUGCCUGUUAUGACAUAGUAGCAAAUGUAAAGAAUUCUCUUUCCCACCACUUGUUUAUAAACCUCAUAGUUGAUAUUUUUAGUGUUCCUACUGUUAAAAUACCUUCUCCUUGGGCUUCGCUGAUACUGGUCUUUAAUAUUCUGAUAGGUGAAUUUUUCUAAUGGAAUGAACCCAUGCAUAUAUAGUAUUUAUAUGAAUAUUUUAGCAGUGUAAUAUGUUGAAUUCUAGUUUUCUGCAGUACCAUGUAUUAUGUUAAAGUGUUUUUUAAAGCUUACAUGUGAAGAUACGUGUCUGUCGCAGAUGUCCUUAAAGACUGCAUAAAACAAUAUGUGCCUGGUGUGGAUCUUACCAAAGUACUAGGCAUGAAUUAUAGGGAUUGCAAAUCCCAUGGAUCUUAAUAUUGAGGUGUUAGUAACCGAGGUCUCUGGUAGUACCCCUUAGUAGAGGAAGAGGCUGCUGCCCUUGGGAGCUUGUGACACGCUCCAGUGUGGUACCAGGCCAUAAAGUGACAUAGUUACUUUGUUUAGUGCCUUUGUUUAGUGCCAAGUUGUUUAGUACCUUGCAUUUUUCCACACAGGUAGUAACUGGAAAUAAGCAAUAAGUGGUUUGUCCAUUUCUAAGAAUCUUAAACUAUUAGUUGGCUGUAGUGUGAAGCUAUUACUUGUCAUUGGAAAGAUGGAGAGAGUGGCCUCAAUCAGAAGUGGCCAACAGAAGCAGGUAUCAUUUUAAGGUCCAAACUUUCAUCUGUCAGCAAUAGGGAAACAACAGUUCAAAUUCGCUUUGUAGAUGAGUACAGUGUUUCUUUUUGUUUUUCUUUUUUUUGAGACAGAGUUUCACUCUUGUUGCCCAGGCUGGAGUGCAAUGGCACAAUCUCUGCUCACCACAGCCGCUGCCUCCUGGGUUCAAGUGAUUCUCCUGCUUCAGCCUCCUGAGUAGCUGGGAUUACUGGCAUGCGCCACCACGCCUGGCUAAUUUUGUAUUUUUAAUAGAGAGAGGGUUUCUCCAUGUUGGUCAGGCUGGUCCCGAACUCCUGACUUGAGGUGAUCUGCCCACCUCGGCCUCCCAGAGUGCUGGGAUUACAGGCAGGAGCCACUGCACCUGGCAAGUACAAUGUUUCUUUAGGUGCUGGUGGUACACCAGGGAAUCAGGGCAGAAGCCGGAUCCUGCAAGAGUAAUGUUCGUCUGAGAACAAAUAAAUACUUUCAAAAGGAGGUUAAAAUAAAAAGGAAUGUUGGUGUUAUUACUGUGGAGAAGAUGGGAUGGAGUCCACUUUUCUUAUUAGUAACUUACUAAAAAUGAUCUAAACUGGACUCUACACUCUUUGCCCUGACCAUGAGGCAAACUUGUUGGGUUUGGAGAAAAAAACGUAACCCUAAAUUUACUAUUUUUGCCCUGUAUAAAGCAUUAAAAUAACAUGCUCUGUACACAUGCUCUCAACAAAACCCAGAAUGCCUGAGGGAGCUACAGCUCGGCUUAGUUGGCUGGGACUGAGCUCGCUCGCCCUCUCACACACUGGCAGUUUAUACCAGCCGGCAGCCCUGAGCAGCAGUGGAUGUGACUUUUUAUAAGUAAGGAUACAUUCAUUCAUUCAUUUUCUCAGUAUUUCUUGAAGACCUACCCCAAGCUAAGCAUGGUGCUAGGCAGUGGGUGUGCAGUGGAGAGCAAGCGGCCCUGCCCUUGCAAAGUGUCCUGUACAGUGAGAAGUGUGAGCCACACCCACAGAGGGAAAGAGCCCAGUGCAGCUUUUGCAAAAUGCAGGGAAGGAUGCUGCUAGCCUCAGGGUGACCUAGAACUUUAAGCCCAUCUUUGUGUUCAGGAGCCCGGUGCCUCCCCUCCACCCCUAAAGAAUAUCUCAAAGACAUGGAUUUUCAUUUCAGUAAGAUUUAGAGGUGCAUGGGCAGGCAGUGCUGGAGGAAUUGGGAGGCAGGUUUGGGGGUUGCAGUGGGACCACUGGCCCCUCCUGGCUAGUUGCAGGCCAGGAGCUUGUUGGUACCUGGUGCAAACUCCCCAACCUGAGGAGUCCCCCACAACCCCCCAGCCCAUCUUAACCUCUUCCCCCAGGCUAUCUGGUAUUGGAGAGCCAACGUCUGGUAUGGAAACAAGCUUUCUCACCAGGUAGGCCAUCCGCUGUCAUGACCAUUAGGUUAAAAACAAGUGACAGGUUGUAGGAAGUUGUUUGGUCUGUGAGGUUGAGAGCACUUCAGCAGUGCCUGGGGAUUUACCUAACUGCCAUGAAACACUGAUUAUCCAGCGUUCAGCAUAUAUCAAGUUCUGUAACUAUUUCUCCUGUGAUGUACCACUCAGCUUUUGCUGCAAAUCAACAUCAGAAAUCUCGGUGGUCUACAACUGCAGAUUCCCAUUCUCGGGUAGUCUGCCAGUUGGCUUCUAGGUUAUGCUCCAGGCCGGGGGUCUGAUCAGGUCUGCUCCACAACACAUCCCCUAUUCUGGGUUCCUGGUCAAAGUAGCAGCUUACCUUGGGCCGUAUUCUUUCUUAUGGCAGAAGCAUGAGAGGCCGAGCCCUAUCCUGCAAGCACAAAUAAUAGCCCCUGCUCACUUUCUGUUGGCUGCAACACAUGGCCAUGCGUGACCUCUGUGGGGUGAGGCGGUGCAUGGCCAAGGAACAAGCACAGUCCACAUAGGGGGCUGUCACUCCAUGACCUCAGUGGUACAAAAUGGUUCUCAAGAAAUCGCAAGGAAUUGCUUGCAGAUCAUCCAUGAUUUGUUUCCCUUGUGCUUUACAAAUACCCUGAAAUUUGUUUUUAUUUAUUUUAUUUUUUUAUUUUUUUUUUUGAGACGGAGUCUCGCUCUGUCGCCCAGGCUGGAGUGCAGUGGCCGGAUCUCAGCUCACUGCAAGCUCCGCCUCCCGGGUUUACGCCAUUCUCCUGCCUCAGCCUCCCGAGUAGCUGGGACUACAGGCACCCGCCACCUCGCCCGGCUAGUUUUUUGUAUUUUUUAGUAGAGACGGAGUUUCACCGGGUUAGCCAGGAUGGUCUCGAUCUCCUGACCUCGUGAUCCGCCCGUCUCGGCCUCCCAAAGUGCUGGGAUUACAGGCUUGAGCCACCGCGCCCGGCACCCUGAAAUUUUUAAAAGCUGUUUCCGUUAGAAGGGAUCUGUUGAGGAUUUGAGAUGUGAUGAGAAAGACCCUGCAUUCCAGCCCCUCGGUUAACAGUGGUGAGGCCCGAGUGCUCCACACAGGACAGUUUUAGGAAAGUGCUGGAAUCCAAAGCUUCUCCGGAGGGCUAUGCAGGGUGCUUUGGAAAGGCCAAGCCUGGGUGCAGGGAGCCCAGCCUUUUAGGUGGAAGCAGCAGACGGUGAGGGAGGCCAUCCUGCCCGGCCCUGCCAGGGCCCUGACAGUGAAGGAAGCUAUUGGGAUACAGGUCACUCAGCCGGGCAGGAAAGAUGGGAUGAAGCCCAGCAAGUUCACAGGGAUCCGGGAAGUUGCAUGGCUGGAAACCCCGGAAGGGCUACACCACAGGGACCAUUUGCUGAGGAUGCUGCAGCUGCCACGGCCACCACCACUGAGAGCAUGACAUCCACAAAAAGGGAGCCUCCAGCCUCACCCCUGCUGCUGUGAGUACUUCCUCAGCUGUCUGCCAUGGGCUCAAGAUUAAGUAGCAGAAGGGAGGAUAUGAUCGGGCAAACCUCAGGUAUGUGUUCAUUCUGUAGCUUCCAGAACGUGCGAGGAGACAGCAUCUGGCUCCUUAGUCUCAAAGAGGAGGAGGAGGCAGGACUCUGCCCAAACUCCCUCGAUAAAAGAUUUUCCCAAAAGGAAGGGUGUUCAGAUGCCAAAGAUGACAAAAGUCCACUACACCACUUUACUUGGCUAUCUGACACAGUCUCUUCUUCCCAUGCGCACGCCUCAGAAAUCAGGCUCCCACCUGACAUAACACAACCAUGCCUCGUAACAAGACAGUGGUUUAUCCCUUCCCUAGGAGAAAAGAGGCAAUGCCAGGCUGCUUUAUCAACUGUUAAUACUUCUUCCAGCCCUCAAACCAGGAUAUCUGCAGGUGUCUCUCCCUCUGGUUUGGUCAUGGCUCUCUCUAUUGUAGGAUGUAUGGGUUAAAGUCAGCUGCCACACCAUGCCCUCGGAAGUGUGGUCCAAGGACCCCUGGGGUCCUCAAGGUCCUUCCUUUCCCAACCCCACGUGGUUUUCUUCAGCCAGGAUACCACACUGCAACGGAUGAAGCAGGAAUAAUACUGUUGGUCAUGAGGAAUCCAGCAAAGAUACUGGUGAUUGUUAGGUGCUUAAUUGAGUUAAUUAGGAAGGGAUCAUUUUCAUUAAUAAUAGAGUUAUGAAGCGAGGUUGUCCUAUUGGAGUGAAGAAAAUAAUAAGGGUACUAUAAACAGCUGUUAAGGAGGUGGCAAUAAGAGUAAUAAGGCUCAGGAAGGCAGAAGCAGCUAUGAGGAUGCAGCAGCCUUCUGCUAAGCCAGGCUUUAAGGGUCUGCAAAAAUGCAAAACGAUGCCACUGCUACUGAUGAUAUAUAUUUUUUGUUUUGGAAAAUCUAGGUUUAAAUUUUUUUAAGUUAACAUGUAAUAGAUGUAUAGUCUUAAAAUGGAUGAAUAAAUAUUUUUCAGAGUUAUUGGCUUU